AUGGCCAGUACAAACAGCCCGAGGUACACCAGGCAGGCGAUUGCGGUGCUGAGCGUGUUAGUCGGCGUGGGACUGGCGAUCGGACCGCAGACACGUGCCACACCACCAGCGACAGCACCAGUGAGAUCAGCGACGAGCGUGUGCACGCCGUUGCUGGCGGACAUUUAUGCACUGAACGAGCAGGGCUACAACGACCAUUCUGACAGCGCACGAAAUGCCACGGCCGUGGAGUUGGCCAAGCGAUUCUCCAGCAACGCAUCGAUUGCGGCACCCGCGUGGUUAACACCUCGCUAUCAAGGCACAGCUGGUGUCGUGGCCUUCUUCAACACGCUUUUCGCACCAACGCCUGGGUGCGGGCACUCGGCUUCGUUCCAAGUGGGCCCCGCGAUCGCAGCACGGGCCAUCAACCUGCCACCCAACGUCACCAACGCGGCGCCCACCGCCAGUCCCAUCUACUGCGAGGCACAAAUAGCCGUCAGCGUCACGCUAUUCGGUACCAACACCUCGAUAGGCCAGGGCUGCACGGCUGCCUGGCAGCAGGCGGACACAUACGUAGUCGACGGUGCCGGCCAAUACAUCACAUCCUUGGAUAGCAUAUUCGACGAGGUAGACGUGGCUGAGCAGUUUGCCAGCUGCACCCUCUCCAUCUGCAUGGCUUAA
Monosiga brevicollis MX1 is the source of this 660-nucleotide messenger RNA. RefSeq lists its product as uncharacterized. The record is from RefSeq and is a predicted model, not a curated record. Bases 1 to 660 code for a protein of 219 amino acids. NCBI's taxonomy places the organism in Eukaryota, Choanoflagellata, Craspedida, Salpingoecidae. The transcript has a single exon.